Messenger RNA from Phlebotomus papatasi, 1010 nucleotides. RefSeq names its product probable 18S rRNA (guanine-N(7))-methyltransferase. Gene Ontology annotation, biological process: rRNA (guanine-N7)-methylation. The coding region runs from base 125 to 952 and encodes 275 amino acids. The record is from RefSeq and is a predicted model, not a curated record. Gene Ontology annotation, molecular function: rRNA (guanine) methyltransferase activity. The transcript has 4 exons. Gene Ontology annotation, cellular component: nucleolus. NCBI's taxonomy places the organism in Eukaryota, Metazoa, Arthropoda, Insecta, Diptera, Psychodidae.
UUUUGGGACAACUUCGGCAACUUUCGGCUCGACCAUGUGGCCAGAAUACUAAAAAAUCUGAUUUGUUUACAAUUUUUAUAGAACCAUUCUAGCUGAAUAAAAGCAUAAAUUUAAUAAAGAAAGCAUGGCAAGACGUCCAGAACAUUUAGCCCCACCGGAAAUUUUCUACAACGAGGAUGAAGCCAGGAAGUACACAAACAAUACUCGUAUCAUCGACAUCCAGGUGCAGAUGUGCGAGAGAGCUGUGGAGUUACUAGCUCUCCCGGAAGAUGAGUCACACUUGAUUCUAGACAUUGGAUGCGGAUCUGGGCUAUCUGGAAGUGUUCUUGAGGAUCAGGGUCACAUCUGGAUUGGACUAGAUAUAGCCCAAGCCAUGCUGGAUGUUGCCUUGGAACGGGAAGUAGAGGGAGAUCUAAUACUGGGAGACAUGGGGCAGGGUGUUCCCUUCAAAGCAGGAAGUUUUGAUGCUGCAAUCUCCAUAUCUGCCCUUCAGUGGCUCUGCAAUGCCGACAAAAAGAGUCACAAUCCUCAAAAGAGGCUCUACACCUUCUUCAGUACACUUUUCUCCUGCCUGACCCGAAGUGCACGUGCUGUUUUCCAAUUCUAUCCCGAAAAUGCCAGUCAAAUUGAACUGGUGACAUCGCAGGCCAUGAAAGCAGGCUUUCUGGGAGGCCUUGUAGUAGACUAUCCGAAUUCAGCUAAAGCCAAGAAGUACUUCUUGGUGCUAAUGACUGGUGGAAUGGCGCAAUUGCCUCAGGCUUUAGGUACUGAGGGAGAUGGGGACCAAGUGGAUUACGCAAAGAAGAGAGAAAUGGCCAAGAGAGCCCGGGGGAAGCCACUGAAGAAGUCCAGGGAUUGGAUAUUGGCCAAAAAAGAACGCAGAAGGCGUCAAGGCAAGGAAACCCGUGCAGAUACAAAAUAUACAGGAAGGAGGCGUCCUGAUAGAUUCUGAAAAAUUAUUUCGCUCAACAAAAUAUUGGGAAAUAAGAAUAAAAGCAUAUUUUUCCAAA